UAAUUGUAGUAUGCGUGAAAUGGAAUGGCUCUCUGCGGUGUGUCGUGUCUGUGUAUUGUUGAGUUCCAAUAAAAUAAAUCUACAAAAUUAAGUAGUUUUAAUCCAAGAUAUAAUAGUGGCGACGAGGACAUUCGGACAGCACGGCGAAGCAAAUAAAUUAACCACAAGAACAAAAGCGAUCAGAAGUAAGAAAUUAUUUACUUAAAUAUAUGUGAUGGUAAUGGCGGCUGCAAACUCACUGUGAGGUUAUCUACAAAAUACAAGGUACCUUAAUAAGUCGUUAUUACUCACAUUCAGGGACCGGCCAAACGUGAAAUGAAACGUAAUGACAGAUGUCAAGGCGGGUGAUAAAGAAAAUAAAUUGAUAGAAGACGCGGAUGUCUUAAUAUCGUUGGUAAAACAAGGAAAAAGAAGUUAUAUUUACCGGUGUGGAAAAGACAUUUUAAUAAAAAUAGUAAAUGAAGAAGGUUUACAGUGCCCGCAAAAUCCAACUGUCGACGCGUUACGGAAGUUGUUAAGUGAUUACUACCAAAAUAAAGGGCAAAGCCAACCAAAAAUUUUAAAACACAAUAUCAUGACAAACUACGAAAUAAAACCAUUUAACGGAGACAACUGGGAGGUCUUCGAGCAACAGUUAGAAUCUUUAAUACUCUUAAAUGAUGUACCAGAAGAUAAACAAGUGGCAUUGCUUAUUACUAAACUAACCCCAAAUGUAUUUGAAACAUUACAAAUUCUGUGUAAGACAAAAAAACCAAUAACAUUAACUUACAAGGAGUUAUGCGACAAACUACGAGAUAAAUAUACACUAACUAAGACACCAUUGUUAGACAGAGCCGAGUUUAGACGACGCAACCAACUACCUACUGAGACAAUAGAAGAGUAUGUGUUAAAUCUCCGAAAAUUAUCUCGCAAAUGCCAUUUCAAAGACGAAGAAGACCAGAUUAAAGAAAAACUUGUUGAUGGAGUGUUCUCUAAACUAAUUAAAUUUGAACUGAUGAAACAAAGUGCACAGGCAAAAUUAGAAGAUCUUAUAAACCUAGCAAAAACAGUGGAGUCUGCAUAUAAGCAAGCUAAUGGCGAAGAAGAAACAAGUAAUAUUUCAUAUGUCAAACCGAAUUCCAGAACACCAAGACAGAGGUGUGCACCCCCAAAGAAGAAUAAUACUAAUAACAUGAAAAGUAAGUGUUUCUGCUGCGGGAAAGAUAACCACAUUAAAAAUGAUUGUACACUGAAGACAAAGUUUUGCUCGGAAUGUGGCCAACAAGGUCAUAUAUUUAAAAUGUGCCCAAAGAAGUAUCGACACACAAAUGUUUUGGAUGUAGCAAAGGAAGAAAACAAAGAAGAUCAAGGAUUAGAAGAAGAAAAAAAAUUGUAUGAAGAGUAUGAAACUUAUACAUUUGACAGAAUGCCAAACAAUUAAUUGAUCAAGAGUUCGCAGCAGUAUUCAGCCCGGGGUGGGGUGCAUUCAAAGGUGAAGCAAUUUCAUUAAAAUUAAAAAAAGAUGCUGUACCAAAGUUUCUGCCUGUUCGUCGUGUUCCCUAUGCACUUCGAGAUAAGGUAAAACAUGAAAUUGAUAGAUUACAACAGAAUGGUCGCAUAGUGUCCGUCGAACAGAGUCAAUGGGGUACACCUGUAGUACCCAUUAUAAAACCGGACGGCUCUGUAAGACUUUGUGGGGAUUAUAAAGUCACUUUAAAUCCAAAUUUGGAAAUAGACCAUUACCCCCUUCCACACGUGGAGGACAUUUUUGAAACCUUAAAAGAGGGAGAAUACUACUGCGAGCUGGAUCUUCGGGAAGCUUACUUACAAGCUGCUUUGACUGAGGAGAGCCAAUUAUUAACCACUAUUGUAACAGAAUUUGGGACAUAUAAAUACAAAUACUUACCCUAUGGAGUUAAUACUGGCCCUGGGUCAUUUCAAAGACUAAUGUGUAAAAAACUAAUAGGUAUACCAAACACAAUUGUGUUUAUUGAUAACAUCUACGUGGCAGGGAAAAGUUUGCAAGAAACUUAUGAAACCCUUGUCAAAGUGCUUAAUAGACUACAAGAAUGCAAUUUCAAAUUAAAGCCCGAAAAAUGUAAGCUUUUCACAAGCCACAUAGAUGUGUUUGGUUUUCGCAUAAAUAAAGAGGGAAUGAGCCUAAUAAAAUCAAAUAUUGAGCCAUUGUUAAAUGUUCCAGCACCAACCAAUCUAACAAUGUUAAAAUCAUUUUUAGGUAAAGUUAAUUAUUACUCUAGGUUCCUUAAAGACAUGGCUAAGAUUCUUAGUCCAUUAUAUGAAUGUACCAAAAUAAAUAAAUUCAACUGGACAGCGGAUUGUCAAAAGUCUUUUGACACAAUAAAAAAUAAAUUAGCCUCUGCAAACAAUUUAAGACAUUUCAACCCAGAUCUCCCGAUAAUAGUAACUUGUGAUGCUUCAAAUUAUGGACUAGCUGCCGUCUUAUCGAACCGGGACCAAAAUGGUACAGUUAGGCCCAUAGCAUAUGCGAGCAAGAAAUUAAACACAACUGAACAAAAAUAUGCUGCCAUAGACAGGGAGGCCAUGGGAAUAGUGUUUGCGGUCACCAAGUUCUACAACUAUAUUUAUGGCCGACAAUUUGAAUUGGAGACAGACAGUUCGGCUCUAGUCAGGAUUUUUGGACCAACUAAAGGUAUACCAAAAAUGGCUGCAAAGCGGCUACAACACUAUGCUAUAUUUCUCUCAGCGUUCAACUAUAAAAUUAAACAUAUAAAAACUAACAAUAAUCCAGCAGAUUAUUUGUCCAGAAAUCCUGACAAUAAAGAAUGUCCCAGUCAACAUGUCCAUCCAAUUUUUUAUGUAGAUAAUUUGAUGCAUGUACUAUAUGCCAACAGUUCUGACAUAGGCUAUUUAAAUUUUAAAAUAAUACAAGAAAAUACAAAAAAGGAUCAACUUUUGAGUAAAAUAAUUGAAUAUUGUAGAACAGGCUGGCCCAAUAAAAAUUUAAUUAAAUCAGAGCUUUUACCAUUUUAUAAUAGGAAAACUGAAAUAAGUGUGGAUCAGGGCUGUUUACUUUGGGGACAUAGAGUAAUAAUUCCAGAAACAAAUCAAAAAGCAGUGUUAAAAAGUUUGCAUAAAACACAUUUUGGUAUUAUUCGUAUGAAAGAAGUAGCACGGUCUUACUUUUGGUGGCCAAAUUUAAAUUCAGAAAUAGAAAAUAUAGGAAAGUCAUGUCUCAUCUGUUUAUCAAAUCUUAAAAAUCCCAUAAAGUCCCCACAAUCAUGGCCAACGCCACCUACGGCAUGGUAUCGACUUCAUGCGGACUUUUUGGGGCCAUAUUAUAAUAAGAUGUAUUUAGUAAUUAUAGACAGCUAUAGUAAAUGGCCAGAGGCUUUUGAAAUGUCAAACAUGACAGCUGCUAAAACAAUUGAUGUACUAGAUAAGUUAUUUAGCCGAUUUGGAUAUCCGGACCAACUAGUUACAGAUAAUCAGACUACGUUCACAAGUACGGAAUUUAACAACUAUUGUAAAGAGAAUAGCAUUAAACAAAUAUUUGCGCCACCGUACCACCCAGCGACCAACGGAGCUGCGGAGAGAUUUGUACAAACUUUUAAAUCAGCUGUUACCAAAAUAAGAGAAAGUGGAUGCAGCAUUAAUGCUGCAAUCAAUUUAUUUUUGUUUGACUAUAGGACCACACCUCAACGGACUACAGGUGAAACGCCGGCCCGUUUGUUGCUGGGGAGGGAAUUAAGGAAUAGAUUUAGCUGCCUGAAACCUCCACCUAUAAUUGAAAGUUUAUCUGAAAGGGAGGGGAGAGAGGCAUGUAAAAGAAAAGUUAAAUUUGUAACAGGACAAAAAGUGAUGGUUAGAGACUAUAGAAAGGGCCAUAAACCUUGGAUAGUAGGGAAAAUAGUAUCAGAAUCUGUUCCAGAUUUAACUUAUAUAAUUGAGGUACAAGGUAUGAUGUGGAAACGUCAUAUUGAUCAAAUGGUGUAUUGUAAUGAGGAUGUCGAAAGUAAUUAGACUUAAGUUAUAUGUCGUAGGCCAAGUUGAACUUGUAUUUAUUUAUAAAUGAUGCCAAGAUAUAUGUACUUGUUUUGAACAACUUAGUAACCAAUCUAGGGUGAUUCAAAGCAUACUAUCUAAUAACUAUUGUUGUAGUUCUUUUAGGGCUACAGUAGGAUUAAUUAAUAAUCCUUUGCCAUGUAUGUAGACCUAAGUAAAACUAGAUUAGUUUUAGGAUUAGUCCGGGAGAGUGUAGUAUGCGUGAAAUGGAAUGGCUCUCUGCGGUGUGUCGUGUCUGUGUAUUGUUGAGUUCCAAUAAAAUAAAUCUACAAAA
Messenger RNA from Cydia pomonella (codling moth), 4297 nucleotides. RefSeq lists its product as uncharacterized. NCBI's taxonomy places the organism in Eukaryota, Metazoa, Arthropoda, Insecta, Lepidoptera, Tortricidae. Gene Ontology annotation, molecular function: zinc ion binding; nucleic acid binding. The coding region runs from base 1927 to 3981 and encodes 684 amino acids. The transcript is spliced from 2 exons. The record is from RefSeq and is a predicted model, not a curated record. Gene Ontology annotation, biological process: DNA integration.